This is a messenger RNA of Perognathus longimembris pacificus (Pacific pocket mouse), 10055 nucleotides long. RefSeq names its product dicer 1, ribonuclease III (gene Dicer1). NCBI's taxonomy places the organism in Eukaryota, Metazoa, Chordata, Mammalia, Rodentia, Heteromyidae. Gene Ontology annotation, cellular component: RISC complex; nucleus; cytoplasm. Bases 502 to 6279 code for a protein of 1925 amino acids. Gene Ontology annotation, biological process: apoptotic DNA fragmentation; siRNA processing; pre-miRNA processing. The transcript has 29 exons. Gene Ontology annotation, molecular function: RNA binding; protein binding; ATP binding. The record is from RefSeq and is a predicted model, not a curated record.
CGCGUGUGCGCCGUCGCCGCGGGCCGAGCGCGGGCUGCGGGCGAGCCGGGCGCUGCGCAGUCUCCGCAGGCUCCGGCGGGAGGGGUCGAGGCGCGGCGCGGCGCGGCGCGGGCUGCUCCCGGGCCCAGGUGAAUGGAGUAACCUGACAGCGGGAGCGUGGCGACGGCGAGCGGCAGGAAAUGGCGGCGGCGGCGGCGGCGCCGGGCGGCACCGGGAGGCCUGGGCUGUGACGCGCGCGCCGGAGCGGGGUCCGGAUGGUUCUGGAAGGCCCGCGGCGCUCGUGCUGCAGGUUACCUAGGGUAUGAAUUAAUACAGACUUGGAAACUCUGAAAGAACUUAGAAUCAGCAUUUUGAGAGCAGAAGCUUGGGCAUGCUGUGAUUUUCCAAUAAUCUGCUAUCACAAUGUCAAAAUGCAGUUCAGACAACAGCAACACAGAGCCCUCAAACCCUAAAACGUAAGCUGUGCUAGAACAAAAAUGCAAUGAAAGAAACACUGGAUGAAUGAAAAGCCCUGCUUUGCAACCCCUCAGCAUGGCAGGCCUGCAGCUCAUGACCCCUGCUUCCUCACCAAUGGGUCCUUUCUUUGGACUGCCAUGGCAACAAGAAGCAAUUCAUGAUAACAUUUAUACGCCAAGAAAAUAUCAGGUUGAACUGCUCGAAGCAGCUCUGGAUCACAAUACCAUCGUGUGUCUAAACACUGGCUCAGGGAAGACAUUUAUCGCAGUACUACUCACUAAAGAGCUGUCCUAUCAGAUCAGGGGAGACUUCAACCGAAAAGGAAAAAGGACUGUGUUCUUGGUCAACUCUGCAAACCAGGUUGCUCAGCAAGUGUCAGCUGUCAGAACUCACUCAGAUCUCAAGGUUGGGGAAUACUCAAACCUAGAAGUAAUUGCAUCUUGGACAAAAGAGAGAUGGAACCAAGAGUUUACUAAGCACCAGGUUCUCAUUAUGACAUGCUACGUUGCUUUGAAUGUUUUGAAAAAUGGUUACUUGUCACUGUCAGACAUUAACCUUUUGGUGUUUGAUGAGUGUCAUCUGGCAAUUCUAGAUCACCCAUACCGAGAAAUCAUGAAGCUCUGUGAAAAUUGUCCAUCAUGUCCUCGCAUUUUGGGACUAACUGCUUCCAUUUUAAAUGGGAAAUGUGAUCCAGAGGAAUUAGAAGAAAAGAUUCAGAAACUGGAGAAAAUUCUUAAGAGUAAUGCUGAGACGGCAACUGACCUGGUGGUCUUAGACAGGUACACUUCCCAGCCAUGCGAGAUCGUUGUAGAUUGCGGACCGUUCACCGAUCGAAGUGGGCUCUAUGACAGACUGCUCAAGGAACUAGAAGAAGCACUUAAUUUUAUCAAUGACUGUAAUAUAUCUGUACAUUCAAAAGAAAGAGAUUCUACUUUAAUUUCAAAACAGAUACUGUCAGACUGCCGCGAAGUGCUGGUGGUUCUGGGACCCUGGUGUGCAGAUAAAGUGGCUGGGAUGAUGGUAAGAGAGCUUCAGAAGUAUAUCAAACAUGAACAGGAAGAACUGCACCGGAAAUUCUUGCUGUUUACAGACACUUUCCUGAGGAAAAUCCAUGCACUGUGUGAAGAGCACUUCUCACCUGCCUCCCUUGACCUGAAAUUCGUAACCCCUAAAGUAAUAAAACUGCUUGAGAUCUUGCGCAAAUAUAAACCAUAUGAGCGGCAGCAGUUUGAAAGUGUUGAGUGGUAUAAUAAUAGGAAUCAGGAUAAUUACGUUUCUUGGAGUGACUCCGAGGAUGACGAUGAAGAUGAAGAAAUUGAAGAAAAAGAAAAGCCAGAGACUAAUUUUCCUUCUCCAUUUACCAAUAUUCUCUGUGGAAUUAUUUUUGUGGAGAGAAGAUACACAGCAGUUGUCCUAAACAGAUUGAUAAAGGAAGCUGGCAAACAGGAUCCAGAGCUGGCUUAUAUCAGCAGCAACUUUAUAACUGGACAUGGCAUUGGAAAGAAUCAGCCUCGUAACAAACAGAUGGAAGCAGAGUUCAGAAAACAGGAAGAGGUACUUAGGAAGUUUCGAGCACAUGAGACCAACCUGCUUAUUGCAACAAGUAUUGUAGAAGAGGGUGUUGAUAUACCAAAAUGCAACUUGGUGGUUCGUUUUGAUUUGCCCACAGAAUAUCGAUCCUAUGUUCAGUCUAAAGGAAGAGCAAGGGCCCCGAUCUCUAAUUACAUAAUGUUAGCAGACACAGACAAAAUCAAAAGUUUUGAAGAAGACCUGAAAACCUACAAAGCUAUUGAAAAGAUUUUGAGAAACAAGUGUUCCAAGUCAGUGGAUACUGGCGAGAAUGAUGUGGACCCCAUUGUGGACGAUGAUGACAUUUUCCCACCGUACGUGCUGAGGCCUGAUGACGGGGGCCCGAGGGUCACAAUCAACACAGCCAUUGGGCAUAUCAAUAGAUACUGUGCUAGACUACCAAGUGAUCCAUUCACUCACCUAGCUCCCAAAUGUAGAACCCAGGAGUUGCUCGAUGGUACAUUCUGCUCAACCCUUUAUCUGCCCAUUAACUCGCCCCUUCGCGCCUCCAUUGUUGGCCCACCGAUGAGCUGUGUACGCCUGGCUGAAAGAGUUGUGGCUCUGAUUUGCUGUGAAAAACUGCAUAAAAUUGGUGAGCUGGAUGAACAUUUAAUGCCCGUUGGGAAAGAGACAGUUAAGUAUGAAGAAGAGCUGGAUUUGCACGACGAGGAAGAGACCAGUGUGCCUGGAAGACCGGGCUCCACCAAGCGGAGGCAGUGCUACCCCAAAGCCAUUCCUGAGUGCUUGAGGGAUAGUUACCCUAAACCUGAUGAGCCCUGCUACUUGUACGUGAUUGGAAUGGUGUUAACUACCCCCUUACCUGAUGAGCUCAACUUCAGAAGGCGGAAGCUCUAUCCCCCGGAAGAUACCACAAGAUGUUUUGGGAUACUUACUGCCAAGCCUAUACCUCAGAUUCCUCACUUUCCUGUGUAUACACGCUCUGGAGAGGUGACCAUAUCCAUCGAGCUGAAGAAGUCUGGUUUCACACUGUCUCUCCAAAUGCUUGAGCUUAUUACAAGGCUUCACCAGUAUAUAUUCUCGCAUAUUCUUCGGCUUGAAAAACCCGCACUAGAAUUUAAGCCUACAGAUGCCGACUCAGCAUACUGUGUUCUACCUCUCAAUGUCGUUAAUGACUCCAGCACUUUGGAUAUUGACUUUAAAUUCAUGGAAGAUAUUGAGAAAUCUGAAGCACGAAUAGGCAUUCCCAGUACAAAGUAUUCAAAAGAAACACCUUUUGUUUUUAAAUUGGAAGAUUACCAAGAUGCAGUUAUCAUUCCAAGAUACCGCAAUUUUGAUCAGCCUCACCGAUUUUAUGUAGCUGAUGUGUACACUGAUCUUACCCCUCUCAGUAAAUUUCCUUCCCCCGAAUAUGAAACUUUUGCAGAAUAUUAUAAAACAAAGUAUAACCUUGACCUGACCAAUCUCAACCAGCCACUGUUGGAUGUGGACCACACAUCUUCCAGACUUAAUCUCUUGACACCUCGGCAUUUGAAUCAGAAGGGAAAAGCACUUCCUCUAAGCAGCGCUGAAAAGAGGAAAGCCAAAUGGGAAAGUCUGCAGAAUAAACAGAUCCUGGUUCCAGAACUCUGUGCUAUACAUCCAAUUCCAGCAUCACUGUGGAGAAAAGCAGUUUGUCUCCCCAGCAUCCUGUACCGCCUUCACUGCCUUCUCACUGCAGAGGAGCUAAGAGCGCAGACAGCCAGCGACGCUGGCGUGGGAGUCAGAUCCCUUCCUGCGGAUUUCAGGUACCCCAACUUAGACUUUGGGUGGAAAAAAUCGAUCGACAGCAAAUCCUUCAUCUCAAUUUCUAACUCCUCUUCGGCUGAAAACGAUAAUUACUGUAAGCACAGCACAAUUAUAGUCCCUGGAAAUGCUGCACAUCAAGGUGCUAAUAGAACCUCCUUAGGAAACCACGACCAAAUGUCUGUGCCCUGCAGAGCGCUACUCGGUGGGUCACCUGGUAAGCUCCAGAUUGAAGUCUCCACAGAUCUGACAGCAAUUAAUGGUCUUUCUUACAAUAAAAACCUUGCCAAUGGCAAUUAUGAUUUAGCUAACAGAGACUUUUGCCAAGGAAAUCAGCUGAAUUACUACAAGCAGGAAAUACCUGUACAACCAACUACCUCAUAUCCCAUUCAGAAUUUAUACAAUUAUGAGAACCAGCCCAAGCCCAGCGAUGAAUGUCCUCUACUGAGUAAUAAAUACCUUGGUGGAAAUGCUAACAAAUCUACCUCAGAUGGAAGUCCCGCGGGGGCCGCGAGGCCUGGCACUGGUACGCCUGACGCUGUUGAUGCACUCAAGGAUAGGAUGGACCGGGAGCAGGGCCCGCCUGCUGGGCUCUCCUCGAGGACGCUUGGCCCCAAUCCUGGGCUUAUUCUUCAGGCUUUGACUCUGUCAAACGCCAGUGAUGGGUUCAACCUGGAGCGGCUUGAAAUGCUUGGUGACUCCUUCUUAAAGCACGCCAUCACCACCUAUCUCUUUUGCACUUACCCCGAUGCUCACGAGGGCCGCCUUUCAUACAUGAGAAGCAAAAAGGUCAGCAACUGUAACCUGUAUCGCCUUGGCAAGAAGAAGGGACUGCCCAGCCGCAUGGUGGUGUCCAUAUUUGACCCCCCUGUGAAUUGGCUUCCCCCUGGCUAUGUGGUAAAUCAAGACAGAAGUAACUCUGAUAAGUGGGGGAAAGAUGAGAUGACAAAAGACCGCCUGCUGGCAAAUGGCAAAUUGGAUGAGGACUGUGAGGAGGAGGAAGAGGAGGAGGAGGAAGAGGAGGAAGAGGAGGAGGACCUGCCCUGGAGGGCUCCCAAGGAGGAGGCCGAGUAUGAAGACGACUUCCUGGAGUACGACCAAGAGCAUAUUCAGUUCAUAGACAACAUGUUGAUGGGGUCAGGAGCUUUUGUAAAGAAAAUUUCUCUCUCUCCCUUUUCCACCACGGAUUCUGCAUAUGAAUGGAAAAUGCCCAAGAAAUCCUCCUUAGGGAGUGGCAGCAUGCCGUUUGCCCCCGACCUGGAGGAUUUCGACUACAGCUCCUGGGAUGCAAUGUGCUAUCUGGACCCUAGCAAAGUUGUUGAAGAGGACGACUUCGUGGUGGGGUUCUGGAAUCCAUCCGAAGAGAACUGUGGGGUGGACACGGGGAAGCAGUCGAUCUCCUACGACCUGCACACGGAGCAGUGCAUCGCCGACAAGAGCAUCGCAGACUGCGUGGAGGCCCUGCUGGGCUGCUACCUGACCAGCUGCGGGGAGCGGGCCGCGCAGCUUUUCCUCUGCUCCCUGGGGCUGAAGGUGCUCCCGGUCAUGAAAAAGACUGCCCGGGACCUCGGCGGCAGCCAACAAAGGAGCCCUUCAGGGAGCCCCGCCGCCGCAGCCCCAGCGGCCGGCCCCCGCUCCGCAGGGCGCAUGGGCCUGGAGUACGGCUCUCUGAAGAUCCCACCCAGGUGUAUGUUUGACCACCCAGAUGCAGAUAAAACCCUGAACCACCUGAUAUCGGGCUUCGAGAACUUCGAGACGAAGAUCAGCUACAGAUUCAAGAACAAGGCUUACCUUCUGCAGGCCUUCACACACGCCUCGUACCACUACAACACCAUCACAGAUUGUUACCAGCGCUUAGAAUUCCUGGGAGAUGCGAUUUUGGACUACCUCAUAACCAAGCACCUUUAUGAAGACCCUCGACAGCACUCCCCAGGGGUCCUGACCGACCUGCGCUCCGCUCUGGUCAACAACACCAUCUUCGCUUCGCUGGCUGUGAAGUAUGACUACCACAAGUACUUCAAAGCCGUCUCCCCCGAGCUCUUCCACGUCAUCGAUGACUUCGUGCAGUUCCAGCUGGAGAAGAAUGAGAUGCAGGGCAUGGAUUCUGAGCUCAGGAGAUCCGAGGAGGACGAGGAGAAGGAAGAAGACAUUGAAGUUCCAAAGGCCAUGGGGGACAUCUUCGAGUCCCUGGCCGGCGCCAUCUACAUGGACAGCGGCAUGUCGCUGGAGACGGUGUGGCAGGUGUACUACCCCAUGAUGCGCCCGCUCAUAGAAAAGUUCUCUGCAAAUGUGCCUCGUUCUCCAGUGAGAGAACUGCUUGAAAUGGAACCAGAAACGGCCAAAUUUAGCCCGGCCGAGAGAACUUACGACGGGAAGGUCAGAGUCACCGUGGAAGUCGUAGGAAAGGGGAAAUUUAAAGGUGUCGGCCGGAGUUACAGGAUUGCCAAAUCUGCCGCGGCGAGAAGAGCCCUCCGCAGCCUCAAAGCGAACCAGCCUCAGCUUCCCAGCUGACCGGGGGCGCCGGAGGAGGGGCCGGACCGGAGAGAGCCCGAGGCAGACUCGAAAGCUUGUUUGAUAACAGGAUAGAUAACAGAAUAAAAACAUUUAACGUAAUGUAUAAAAUUUUUGGAACUAAUUGUAGUUUUAGUUUUUUGCGCAAACACAAUCUUGUCUUCUUUCCUCACUCCUGCUUUGUUGAAAUCACAAGAGUGCUUUAAUCAUGACAUUUAGCUAGUGCUGGAAGGACUGGUGGACAGGUUUCUCGGGUUGCUUUUAGUUCUCUUUUGCGUCUGUCUCUGUCAGCUUUUGCUUCGUGUUAGAAGACCAUGGAGCGCAAUGCUCCGCCUUCCUAGACUCCCACAGAGCCCUGACCGUGCUGAGUUUGUGGAGCGGUGCUCACCGCGCCCCGGGAGCGAGACGGGGCCCGUGUCGCCUCUGCCCCCAGGCUGUGCCCGUGAGUCGCUGUGGCGUAGUAGUAGGGACACUUGAACCACCACUGCCUGGUGAGUCGGUGAGUCGACACUGAGUUUCUGAUGCCACAUAGUCCUAAAAAGGUCCUUGCCUUAAAAGUGAAAACUUCAUGGCUGUUUAAUUCUGAUCAGUUUUGGAACAAGUUGUUUUCUAUCUCCUUGAUUUUAUUAAGCCUGGGAUGUUGAGACCGAGAUGGACAGUUCACUGUACACUUGUAACAUACUGCGGGAUCGUGCUAGAAUGUGUCACGUGGACCGAAGACAUUUUAAAAAGCAGAUAUCAUAAUAGAAAAAGUAAUUUGGGCUAAAUAUUCUAUGUUACAAAAAACAAAAAAUUCCUGCUAGAGAAUUCCACUGCUGGAAUUUCUGUGGCAAAGAAUUUUGCCUGUAAGCUGUUGCCCUAACACGUACCCCGUAGACAUAUCACCCCUCAGAAUGCUGCAGACUUUCUCUGGACCGCAGCGGGGAGCCCUGCCCUGCCUGUGCUGGGGGGCCCACCCUCACCCCCAGCUUCUGCCAGGCUGCGUGCACACCUCAGCUAGCCAGGCCGUGCGGUCAGCGACACGAACUUUAACCUUUGCCAUAAACUGCCAUCAUUUUGAUACAUCUGUGAUUUUAGUCACUAACUUAAACUAGCUCAUUACUUCCAUCUUGAGAAAAAGGAAACAAAAAUUAGGCUUUUGCCUAAGUUUCUUUCAUUAGACUCAUAGGCACUCUUCACUUAAAUACCUCAGUUUUUCUUUCCUUUUGCAUGCAUUUUCCCUGUUUGGUGCUAUGUUUAUGUAUUGUGCUUGAAAUUUUCAUUUUUUUUUUUUUUUGCACUGUAACUAUAAUACCUCUUAAUUUACCCUCUGAAAGCUGUGCCGGUGGAGGCUUGCUGCAAUUUGCCCUGUUCGUUGUGCUUGAAGUGUAAGGAAGCUGAGCCCAGGAGCAAGCGCAGGGCUGAGCCCACGAGGCCUUGUUUGCCCGCGCGCCCUUCUGGAGUUGAGACGGAUGCUGCGUUUCUGUGUUCCGCGACACGCGGCCUCUGCACCUGCAGAGACACGAGGCUGCCCUGAGGGACGGGAAGAGGGGGGGCUUCUCGGGGAUCGGUCGGGGUCCCCCAUCCGACACCUAAGUGGAGAUCUCAGUGACUAAAUGAUUCUUUUUUAGCAAAUUAAUAACUGAUUCAUUGUUUAAAUAUUUUAAUUUUGAACUUUAGAUGUCUAAAUAUUUUUAAAACAACAUUAGCAUGAGAGAUCACGGCAAGUUAAAACCAAGUGAUUCUUGACCUGCAUAACUGUCUCGUUUCGCAGGGGCAGGACGUACGUGGCUUUGUGGGUGAGGGGGGCUUGUGGGCCCAUCACAGGUCUUGAUUUAGAAGCCCCCAGAGGCCAGGAGCCAAGGGCUUGGCAUUGUGUCUGCGUUUAUCUCACUGGGAAGGGAGUCUCUUGCUUCUUGGCACCAAAAUCAGAUUGUUUCACAGUUACGAUUUCUGGCAGGAGAAAAAUGCCUCCAUCUAUUUUGUAACCUUUAAGAAGAGCAAUUUUUGUUGUUAAUAUUAAAAAGUUCAGACUCGGAUGUGAUUAGGUCAUCCAUCCUCGGUGGUGCAAAUUUCCUGCUACCAUUCAGAGGGUCUUAUCAGCUGCACGUUUCAGCUCUUUCACGCUUGUAUUUUGUCAGAGAAAAAAAUAGCUGAAAUUAAUUUGACUCACAGUUUGAAACAUUCUCUGAUCCCCUGGUGACCAAGUUAAAAAAUAACAAGUUGGAGUUAGACAUAGGAAAUGGUUCGGAGCGCUUCUGUUGUGCUGUUAAUGCUGUGGACUUUUCCCUGGGUUCCGUUAAGAAAAAAAAGAAAUGGCCCUCUCUGGAAGAGCCCUCCUUUAGGGCAGUGUGAUCUCCCCUCCCCCGCUCAGCAUGCCCCUCUCCCAGCGGGAGGCAGAAUGUAAGGGGGGAGCCAUCGCUGAGGUUCCCCCCCCCCCCCCCGCCCCGCCGUGUGUAAGGACUGGUGGGACACAACCUGAAAAAGCAACUGCAGGGAUUCCUUGUGCUGGCCGCGCGCAGCUCCUUGGCUUGAGCCUUCGUUGCGAAUGUCUUUUGUGUCUUGGAUGACCUUGCCCGCAGUCCUCGCUCCUGCCUCUGACAUCGCCUUUCCUCGCUCUUCUGUUCACGUGGCACCGGUCGGCCUUGCACUUGCUUCCACUCUUUACCUCAUUUCAAGAAAACAAAACAAGUUCUUAUUAUACCUGAGAGCGGGGGGCGGGGGGGGGGUGGGGUUUGGCCUUGCUGCUGUUUUGAUCUUCCGGAAUUGCAAAAGAUCGUCGUCACGCCUGCCAUGUGUCGGAUACUUGCACAACCGAAAUAGGUCGUUUCUGUCUGUGGCAUUUGUACUAUGUGUGAAACGAUGGCAGAGAUUUGUGAACUGAAUUCUUAAUGAUGUGUUUAAAUGUUACAUUUCUCCUUUUGCUUUCUGUGAAACGAUUAAGUGGAGGGUGACCUCUCACACUCGUGUAAUGACCCCCUAAGACUGCUCCCUUUCCUUUCUCCCCGUGGCUGCUCCCCGGCGGCCGCUUGGGUCUGCGGGUUUGCUUCUCGCCACCACUGUUCCCACGGCCGCCUCGCGGGCCCCCAGGCCCUGCUCGUUUCCACUCCCCUUCUUGCUCGGCCAGGGCAUCUAAGCCUUUUGCACACAACUGGAGCCCGCGGGCGGCCUGGGACUUGAGCGUCCUCGUGCAGCCUGGAGCUGUGUCUGAGUCCUCGGACUCAGGCCGCGAGUGUCACCUCUGGUUAUUUUAAUGACACCCACAUAGGUAUAUUUUUCCAACUGCUUUUCUGGAGUUGAAUUAUUUCCAAAUAAAAUCCCUUUAUUUUCUAUGGUACGUGAGAAGUUUUAAAGACACGUUUAAGACCGAGAGUAAGCAGAUGAUUUUUCUGCUCGUAAUAAAAUGGAGGCGUCGGCAUUGGGGCCGUUGUCUUGUCCGCCGGCCGCGAGGGCGACUUUUCCCAGCCGGCUUGUGAGUGUUUUCUAACCACUGUUUGUGCUUGAUGAUUGAAACUCUGCAGAUGCACUUGGUUCGAGGUGGCCGCAGGUUGCACAGCCAAAGUGCAGAUGGAGAUGAAGAGGGAGAGAGGCCGCCUGCUCUGCUCUUGGGGGGGGGGGGGGGGGACGGAGAUCACAGAGCCCACGCAGCCGGGCUCCCCACCAGCACACGGGCAAGCUGCAGCCUGCACCUUAGGGGUCUCAGCCCCCUCCGCGGGGGGGCUUCUUGGGUUUUGGUUUUUGUUUUGUAAUAAUUGUAGCCAAGCAAAUCUCCAAUAAAGUAUGGUCUGUUCACUUGG